UGAAUGAAAGAUGGCGUUGUGUGUAAAUGUGGAUGGGGGGGAGCUUGUAUUUUCUAGUAAUUAUCACUAGCUGUAGGACUUGUAAAAUCCGCAGGGUACUAAGCAUUGCUGGCUAGCUAAGCAGUCGUUAAGUGGCUAUAGUUAUAGCACAGUAUCUACGGAAAGCACGGGAGAACAUGACGAGCAUAGCCAGCUAAUAUUAGCCAGCUACUUCCUAUUUAUUUCAAUACACUUGCGGAACAGCUAGCUAGCAAGACUGUUCUCUACAACCAUAUCAGAAUUAGCCAAUGCUAGUUAACUGUGGUCACAGUCAGCCACCCACUCUGUUAAACUAGCUGUGUUGACAUGUAGGAAGUGAAAGUGAAAAAACAUUCUACUUUCUUUUUCCAGCCAAGCCUUUGGUUUUUUUCUUAUUCGCGCUUUAUUGUACACUUUGCUAACUAGCUAGCUAGCCACUUAAGGUCAACCGCAGCUUUGAUUCUGUUUAAGGGACAAAAAGAUAGACUAGCGAACUUCGCCACACUCCUUUGCACUUGUUGGAUUAAUUUUAUUUGUUGCUAACUAGCUACUUAAAUUAGAUAAAUUUGUGAACUUAACAGUUAUUCAUAUGGGACCUGUCGUUAAGUAGCUUGCAAUAGUUUUAAACGCGACUCUAUUGGGACAGCUAGCUAUUUGGACGAAUUUGGUGGAACUGUCUGGGGUAGCUCGCUAGCCGUCUACCGGACUGCAAACAGGUUAGCUAGGCAGCCAGCUAGGGGCACUGUAAGAGCUGAAUAUUACGUGUUAUGUUAACAUUUUCAGUGGUGAGGAUGACCUGCCGUACGGUACAGCAUUGCCUGUGUUCUGGCCGUAAAGCUGUCAGGUUUCUCAAGGGAGGUCCCGCUAGGCGCCCGCUUUUCCUUCAGACGGGAACCCGCAGCAUCACAUCACGCACCGAAGCUCCUUUUAAACCCGCAAGAGUCGCAGUUGUGACCAAAACUACAAGAUAUGAGUUUGAACAGCAGCGAUAUCGCUGUGCAGAGCUGUCCGAAGAGGAUCUCAAACAGCUGCUCGCGAUGAAGGGUUCCAGUUACAGUGGGCUGUUAGAGCGGCACAACAUCCACACGCGCAAUGUGGAGCACAUUGUGGACUGCCUGCAGAGAGAAGGGGUGGAGGUACGUGUACUUCGGAGAGGCGAGUACAAUGAGGAAACUGUCCAGUGGGCAGAUGCUAUAAUUUCUGCAGGAGGUGACGGUACCAUGCUUCUUGUGGCAAGUAAAGUAUUUGAUAAAGACAAACCUGUUGUGGGAGUAAAUACAGAUCCUGAGAGGUCAGAAGGACACCUAUGCUUGCCUGUCCGCUAUACACAGUCCUUCUCUGAAGCACUGCGGAAGUUCAGGAGGGGGGAGUUCAGGUGGCAGUGGCGGCAGCGUAUCCGUCUGCACCUGGAGGGCACAGGGAUCAACCCCACGCCGGUGGACCUGCACGAGCAGCAGCUGAGUCUGCAGCAGCACAACCAGGCGCACCGCAUCAUCACUGAGGCUCAGCACAGCACAGAGAACUACAGAGUCUCCAGCCCCUACCUGCUCCCUGUUCGAGGGCUGAAUGAAGUCUUCAUUGGGGAGUCUCUCUCUUCGAGGAUAAGGGAUAAAGCCUUCAAACUCCAUCUUGCCCUCUCGCUCCAUAGGGCCUCUUAUUAUGAAAUCUCCAUUGAUGAUGGACCCUGGGAAAAACAGAAGAGUUCUGGUCUCAGCAUCUGCACUGGAACUGGAUCAAAAGCAUGGUCUUACAACAUUAACAAGCUGGCUGAGCAAGCUGUGGAGGACAUCUUGAAGAUAGGUAAAGCACAAACUGGCUUGGAUAUUCCGCUGAAGAAGGAACUCAUUGAAAAGAUAACUGAGGAGUACAACAAGUCUCUGAUCUUUGACCCAGAGGAGCACAGAAUGUUCUUCAGCAUCAGAGAGCCUAUCGUCAACAGAGUCUUCUCAAGCAGCCGCCAGCGAGGCUUCGCCAACAAAGUGUCUGUACGCUCACGGUGCUGGGACGCAUGUAUGGUGGUUGAUGGAGGGACAUCUUUUGAAUUCAAUGACGGUGCCGUUGCUACCAUCAAUAUGAGUGAGGAGGACCAACUGCGUACUGUUGUCCUCAGAGACUGACCACAGUACUGAAAUGAUUGGAGCUGAUCCUGCCCCAGGAACCAUGGUCAGCGACCAAUACGUGACACAGAGAAGGGGAGCUUGUGCAGCCAGUUUGUCACAAACUUUAACGACACAAGUAUAGGGUUAUAAACACCGGGACCUGGAUGUGGAUUUGCAGUGACAGAAGGUGGGGCCGCUGCCUCUGUGCCCAGAGUGAAAAUUAUUUCCUUGUAGUUCUGUGCUGUGAUUUUUUUUUUUUUUUUAUUAGGUGGCUGAUGUGUGGGAGUUGCUUUUAAUCUUUGUUUUCAACAGGCUCAAU
Megalops cyprinoides (Indo-Pacific tarpon) is the source of this 2436-nucleotide messenger RNA. It is a transcript of the gene nadk2, whose product is annotated as NAD kinase 2, mitochondrial. Gene Ontology annotation, cellular component: mitochondrion. NCBI's taxonomy places the organism in Eukaryota, Metazoa, Chordata, Actinopteri, Elopiformes, Megalopidae. Gene Ontology annotation, biological process: NAD+ metabolic process; NADP+ biosynthetic process. Gene Ontology annotation, molecular function: NAD+ kinase activity. The coding region runs from base 786 to 2135 and encodes 449 amino acids. The record is from RefSeq and is a predicted model, not a curated record. The transcript is spliced from 12 exons.